Molecule: messenger RNA, 336 nt
Organism: Ilex paraguariensis (yerba mate)
Lineage: Eukaryota; Viridiplantae; Streptophyta; Magnoliopsida; Aquifoliales; Aquifoliaceae
Source: the annotation of a GenBank genome assembly
AUGCAUUUCAGCCCAUUGAUUAGAUCGAAGAGAACAGCUGAAGUUAUCUGGGGUUCUUGCAAGGAGGAGAUAAUUACUGACUCUGAAUUGAGAGAAAUUGACCUGUACUCCUUACAAGGUCUCCUUAAGCAUGAGGGAAAAGCCAAGUUUGGUGCAGCUUAUCACCAGUGGCAAAUAGAUGCGGCAAAUUUCAAUAUUGAUGACCAUUACCCAAUUAGGGAGUUAUGGGCACGUGCUAGAAGCUGCUGGACUAAAAUCCUAACCCAUGAAAGCAGGUCUGUGCUGGUGGUUGCUCACAAUGCUGUUAAUCAGGCUCUUGUUGCAACAGUGGCCUAA